UUGUCACUUUCUCUUACCGCCGACACCAUCUUGAACGAGAUCGCUUAUUUACAGGCCCUUCCAGCCGCACACACAUCACAAUCUCCAUUAUUUGUGAAGGAAAGGUUCAUUUACGCUGGCUCUCGUACGCCCUUCUAUGAUCGUGGAGCGCAAGCCCCUUAGUCUUCCUCCACCGGUCGUCUUUGCUCCUAGGCCAAUUCACACGACACUACAGAAUGCUCACAGUGUAGUUCCCCCACCACUUCCACCCACUCCUCCGCCGCCUCCAUUUGAUCCCUCAGCUCCGCUCCCUUCCUUAAAUGAUAUAAAGCAGGGCGAGCAUGCCGCGUCGCCCGCCGAUGCCACAGAAGGGUUGACCGAGGAUACGCAGCUGUUAAAUGGAACGUCGACUUCAACGUUAACUGAUACAUCUGAUUUGAAAUCACGACUUUUACGGGCCAGAGAGAAUUCGUUGAGAAAGAUGCAUGGUGGCGAACCACCAAGGAAGCCGCCGCAGUACGAUUUUAUAUAUGCCGAUCAUGAUUCUAUCGAAAAUGAAAUCAAUGAAUUCUACAAUUAUCAAGACAAAGCACACAUCCUGGAAGGGAAAGUCCUUUUUCAUUCGGAUUUUGCUAGUGAGUGGGCAUCCGCAAGCGCCAAAGUCCGACGCGACUACAUAUCAUUACUGCUCGAAAGACUCGAGCUCAGAGACCCGGAAGAGCGCUAUACGGCCGCGAAGAAGCUUCUUUACAUUGCCCAAGGUGUUUUUGCUGAAACAUCAGGGCAAGAAGAACAGCUGCGCAAUAUCAGAGAGUACAAUAAGCUGCUUUUUGAACUGGGUGCCUUAGAAUAUUACUUUGGAGCUGUGAAAGUGGUCUCGAAUACGCUUGAUGUAAUCUCGCGAGUAACCGACCCACAAGUGACAGCAGCUGAAAGACAAGUCGCCAUGGACCUAGCAAACGGAGAGACCUCUGUGUACCUUAGUCUUCUGUGCCUCAUGGUUGAGGUGAAUGCAAAAGAUCCGAGAUUGGCUAAUGAACUCAUGGAUGUGAAUCCAACAAUGGCUGGGUAUCUUUUUAGCUUGGUUGCCCAAUUGGCGGAGGGUAACCGCAAGCAUUAUCCCGUCAAAAAGCUCUUGUUAUUGUUGUGGAAAGUGCUGCUUUGUUCGGUUGGGGACACGAAACGUUUGAAGGACUUGAAGAACGCUUCACGGGCAAUAGAAGGCCUACCCCGCUCACCAUCAGACAAUGUUUUUCUAAAGUCAACGCCCCAGGAUUACCACAAUUACCAUCUUAUCACCGCAACCAGAUACCCCACAUAUGUCACACCCAGCGUAGAGUCAAUAUCUCCAGCGGGAGUGCGAUUGGCGGAGCCUCUACCCACUAGUAUUCGACGACAAUUGCAGCAGCCACCCCUAAUUCAGCCCUUUACCGAUGCAAAUGAACUUCUUCCACGUGCUUUUCAGGAAAGCGUUGAGCUAUAUCGCAAGCAUAACUACAUCAGCCUAUCUUCUGUACAAAUUGCCAAAGAGAAAGCUCGUAUGGAAAGGGAAGAUCUCAGAAAGCAGAGGGAUGAUGAUGACACAGGAAAUCCGGAUAUAAUGGAUGGAAUGGAAGACGACUCGAUAAGUCAUCUUGGCAGCGAGCGUAAACGGGACGUACAAGCAAUGCGACCUGGGGUUAGGGGCGGGGGAAAGAGAGCUAGGAAAGAAGAUUCUGCAGGACUCAAACGGGUUGAAUUGCUAUACCGUCAUAUCUUACCAAAUAUGGGGACGUACAUUGGAAUGCUUAUUCGCCUCCUCUAUUACGUUAAUCUCGGUAAUAUAGUAAACUCUUCCGGAGCACCUGGGAAGCAAGAGGGCGAAGGAACCAAUAUCAACGGAACUGGUAAAGACACGAAUCCCUCGCUACCUUCGCCCGAUGCGGGUAAAAGCUCUUGGACUACGGACAUCCCGCUCUCGCAAAUGACGAUAGAGCAGAAACAGGAGUAUUUUGACCGUGUGGAUCUUAACCGGCAUAAGGAAGUGGUUACAAAGGCCGUGUCUGCAAUUUUGUUAUUGUUGCUGAAAGCUGCCAAGUGUCACCACGCCCUCAAAUUUGAAUACAUCGCACAGCUUUUGGUCGAUAAUAACUGUGCCAUUUUGAUCCUCAAGAUGCUCAGUACAUGGUUGCAGAAUCCUCCCGCGCCCUCACCAACGCACUCAGACCAUGAUGCAAGUGGAUGGCCUGAUGCGCCAAGUUCUGGAUCGAGGGCCCAGCAACCCCCAUAUGGAAUGGCUUCAGGCUGGCUGUCAGCUAGAGAUGAACCGGCGGAAUUGAAUUUUUUCCAUUUCUGCCAAGCAAACAAGGAGAUCGACAGGGCCACUUCCGCGGACGUAGAUGCCAUGGAUGUGUCGAGCGAUGGUCAAUUGAGCGCCGCCUCCACUGCACAGAAUGGCAUAGAUUCUUCGGACAGCACCCACAACUUAUCAACGUCAAACUCUCGUAGAGCAUCAGUUUCUACGGACAGAAGAACCCCUUCUUGCUUCCGCAAUUUCUUCACCGCAAUCAGUCUACUUCGCAUCCUGCAAAAGCUCACAAAAUCUAAGACGCAUCGUGUAUUAGCCUUGGUGCAAUGGAAGGCCUCCGCUGUUUUAAAGCGAGUCAUGAAAGUCCAUCACGUUGGAUUACAGCUUUAUGCCUUGAAACUCUUGAAAAGUCAAAUUCCAUUUUUGGGAAAGAAGUGGCGAUCAAGUAACAUGAAGGUCAUUACAGCUAUCUACAUGCAUUUGCGUCCCUAUUUAAAGGAUGAUUUUCUCUCUGGUGAUGUGGACGUGGAUGUCGACGAGGCAUUGGCACAAGAGCAGGGCCUGCGUCUUUUGAUCUCAUCCUACCAUGAAAAUCGCUACGGAGGUCUGUUCUCAAGUAGCGCUCCGACGCCUGGGGACGGGGAGGACAGCGAUUCGCAUGUGGACGAACUCGAUCUGAUUCUAUCCCUCUCGCGCCGUGUCAGCUACGAUGAUGGGGAUACUUCUCAUGUGCGCUUUAUAACCUCCGGUGUCCGAAAUCCUGCUUACCAUGAUCAUUUGGAUUUGGACGUGAAUUUCAUGGAAAACUAUGAGGAAUGGCUGCGGCACGAGGUGUAUGAGCCAGAUUCGACUGGUUCAAAUGCUCUGUGGAAUACCGGUAUCGACGUGUUUCGGUCAUCACCUCCAAAUGGUGCGAAUGGUGAUGUCAGCCCCGCGGAUCUGCCUUCUAUCAGACCCCGCUCGCUGUUUUCUGCAACACAGCGGUUCAGCAAGGAAAUGCUCAGCGAUUAUUAUGAUGAUACGGAAUGGACAUGGGACGAAGAUGAUGGAGUGUUGGGAAUUGGCACAGGUGUAAGUAUGUGGGAUGAUCAUGCGGACGGUCUUUUAUCUCCCGAGAACUUUGAAGAUGGCGAAAUGGCGAAUGGCUGGAAAUGGCAUACCGGAGUCAACGGAAGUACGGAAGGUUCCGAGGCAAGCUCCGACAGUGGCAUCGGCAGCUGGGAGGAGGAAGAUGGAGAACGUAAUCGCAAGCAGCCUGGAGCGCAGGAGGACAAUUACUAUUGGCCCGAUGAACUGCCAGUACAAGAUGCAUAUGUAGAUGCCUUUGAUCACACCAACUCAGACAGUGCUCCCGAAGACACAAUGGAUGUGGAUGGAUUGACUUAAGUAGCCAGGACUUUGAUAUCUGACGGCGAUUUUUGUUUGUAUGUAUACCCAGAAAGUGAGUUGUAAAAAGUAGAAACACUAGAAAGAUCUCGCUCGACAACGAAGUCGGCUUUCCGCAGAGGUUUUGCCAGAGCAUGAUGUUUGCUGCAAUAGUCCUCCUAUCCAAAUUCUAAUCCCUGAGCUCGUCUCGUAUUACCUAGUCUAUUUACUAUAUGCAAGUUAGAUACAAUGGAGUUACAGCUUCACGUCCAGAUUGAGCCUUGUCUACUUUUUGC
Spizellomyces punctatus DAOM BR117 is the source of this 3927-nucleotide messenger RNA. RefSeq lists its product as uncharacterized. Gene Ontology annotation, cellular component: cytosol. Lineage: Eukaryota; Fungi; Chytridiomycota; Chytridiomycetes; Spizellomycetales; Spizellomycetaceae. The transcript has 12 exons. The record is from RefSeq and is a predicted model, not a curated record. Bases 137 to 3652 code for a protein of 1171 amino acids. Gene Ontology annotation, biological process: cytoskeleton organization.